Cyprinodon variegatus (sheepshead minnow) is the source of this 1036-nucleotide messenger RNA. It is a transcript of the gene dut, whose product is annotated as deoxyuridine triphosphatase. The transcript has 7 exons. Gene Ontology annotation, molecular function: magnesium ion binding; dUTP diphosphatase activity. Bases 86 to 673 code for a protein of 195 amino acids. Lineage: Eukaryota; Metazoa; Chordata; Actinopteri; Cyprinodontiformes; Cyprinodontidae. The record is from RefSeq and is a predicted model, not a curated record. Gene Ontology annotation, biological process: dUTP catabolic process; dUMP biosynthetic process.
UGUUCUUACUGUAGGAGGAGUUGUCUGCCGACAAGAUGUGGGUUGAAACCAGGUGUACUACACGGAAGCUAUUAGCAAACCAAUUAUGAAAAGGUUCAAGGACAUUCAGCGAUGCUUAUCGGUGUUUGAAGCUUCUCCACGUUUUUCUGAAAAACAGUUUCACACGCAGAUGUGCUCUAAAAACAAAGAUGCUUCUGCAGUUUCUCCAUCCAAGAGAGCAAAGACAGAAUCCACGCCUGAAGAAAAACAUGUGCUUAGAUUUUCUAAAUUAUCGGAGCAUGCCACAGCUCCUACACGGGGUUCUGCAAAAGCAGCUGGAUAUGACCUCUACAGUGCUUAUGAUUACUCCAUCGGUCCUCUGGAUAAGGCGAUAGUAAAGACAGACAUUCAGAUUGCUGUUCCCCAUGGACAUUAUGGUAGAGUUGCACCAAGAUCUGGCUUGGCAGCUAAACACUUUAUCGAUGUUGGCGCUGGUGUUGUGGAUGAAGACUACCGGGGCAAUGUAGGUGUCGUGCUCUUCAACUUUGGCAAGGAAACAUUUGAAGUGAAAAAGGGUGACCGGAUCGCUCAGCUUGUCUGUGAGAAGAUCUGCUACCCAGCUCUGGUAGAGGAAGAGACACUUGAAGAAACUGACCGUGGUGCUGGAGGCUUUGGAUCUACUGGGCGCAACUAAAUGAUCCAAAUGUUACUGGAGUAGCAAUAACUGUUUUUCCUGGUAUUGAAAAUGAGGUGCUUUUAAAGUUGUAUUUUUUGGGUUUCUUUCAUACAGGUUAAUCUGGUUUCUCGCUCCAUGGUUUCUAUAAGCAAGCAGUAGUAGAAGUUUUACAAAUUUCCACAUGGGGGCAGUACAGGACUGGAAUUUUUACCGACGUUUUUAAACUACACUCCUCUGCUGCCUGCUAAGUGCUAUAACUCUCUGAUACAGGGUAAAAUGUGAGAUUUCUGUGUACAAUAUCCAGUUAUUUUGUAUCUGAUUUACUGUGUACCUGGGAGGUUCAUGUUUCCAACUUUGUUAAUUGGCCAAUGGGAUAAAUAA